Tribolium castaneum (red flour beetle) is the source of this 1333-nucleotide messenger RNA. RefSeq names its product Regulatory particle non-ATPase 10 (gene Rpn10). Gene Ontology annotation, biological process: proteasome-mediated ubiquitin-dependent protein catabolic process. The record is from RefSeq and is a predicted model, not a curated record. Gene Ontology annotation, molecular function: polyubiquitin modification-dependent protein binding. The transcript has 6 exons. Bases 76 to 1212 code for a protein of 378 amino acids. Gene Ontology annotation, cellular component: cytosol; nucleus; proteasome regulatory particle, base subcomplex. Lineage: Eukaryota; Metazoa; Arthropoda; Insecta; Coleoptera; Tenebrionidae.
CAAGCAGACGUCAGUACCAGAAUUUUCGUAGUUUUUUGGCCAAAAGUGUUCAAUUUAGCCCAAAAACCUAGCAAAAUGGUCCUAGAGAGUACGAUGAUUUGUGUGGACAAUAGUGACUACAUGCGGAACGGGGACUUCCUCCCGACUCGUCUGCAGGCCCAACAGGACGCUGUGAAUUUAGUUUGCCACUCGAAGACGAGGUCAAAUCCUGAAAAUAACGUCGGAUUGUUAACCCUAGCAAAUGUUGAAGUAUUAGCGACUCUUACAAGCGACGUGGGGCGCAUUUUGUCCAAGCUGCACCAGGUCCAGCCCAAUGGGGACAUCAACCUGCAUACGGGGAUCCGCAUUGCUCACUUGGCACUGAAGCACCGCCAGGGCAAGAACCACAAAAUGCGAAUCGUGGCCUUCGUUGGCAGCCCUGUGGCGUCCGAAGAAAAGGAGUUAGUGAAAUUAGCGAAAAAAUUAAAAAAGGAGAAAGUAAACGUCGAUAUAGUCAGUUUUGGUGAAGACUUCACCAAUAAUGAAGUCCUGACGACUUUUAUCAACACUUUGAACGGAAAAUCUUUGAAGGACGGCAGCAGCAGCCACUUGGUGACGGUGCCCCCUGGCCCCCAUCUGUCGGACGCUCUCAUCUCCUCGCCCAUAAUACAAGGGGAGGAUGGUACGGGCGGGGCCGGUCUGGGGGCUUCCGGUUUCGAGUUUGGUGUGGACCCCAAUGAGGACCCAGAACUGGCGCUGGCGCUGCGUGUGUCCAUGGAGGAGCAGAGGCAAAGACAGGAGGAUGAGGCGAGACGGGCUAAGGAGGCUUCGUCUACUGAAACGGGGGCUAAAACUUCGCCCAUUAAGGAGGAGCCCAGUGAGGAGGCAAUGCUGGAGAGGGCGCUGGCGAUGUCCAUGGAGGAGGAUGGGGAGAGUGCCCCUGCGGGGGUUCCCACUGUCGAUUUUGCGAAUAUGACCGAGGAUGAGCAAAUUGCGUUCGCGAUGCAGAUGUCGAUGCAGGAUGCACAAGAGUCGAGUUCUGGGAAGAAAGAGGAGCCGAUGGAGGUUGAAGGAGAUGAAGAUUAUUCGGAAGUAAUGAAUGAUCCGGCGUUUCUGCAAAGUGUUUUGGAGAAUUUGCCAGGAGUUGAUCCGCAGUCGGAAGCUGUGAGACAGGCGGUGGGGAACUUGAAGGAUAAGAAGAAAGAGGAUAAGGAGGAUAAACAGAAGAAAUAAGUUAGGGAUAAUUGUUACUUUAGUUAUUUUUUUACAUAAUAAUUAUACAUUUAUAUGCGGAACUGUAUUGAUUUCAUUUGUAGUGUGAAGUAUCAUUUCAAAUAAAUGGAUUAACUAAUCA